AUGUGGAUCGACGAUUGGAACCACAUCCACAGCCAAAUCGUCAACAGUAGCAGUAGCAACCAGUUCCACUGCCGGUUCUUUAGUAUAUAUAGUGUGCGGCGCCAGCAGCCUGCAGCCACCGCCUCCAGAAUGCAGCGCCUCGCCCUCUUGUUCGUGUGUCUGCUCGGCUCUGCCGCGGCCUUGCCGGCCCGCACCAGGCUCUGGAGCAGGGGCAACAGCCGCAUCAUCGGAGGAAGCAACGCCAACAUCGCCAACUACCCGUGGCAGCUGUCCUUCCAGUAUGGCGGUUCGCACAUCUGCGGAGCCUCCAUCAUCAGCUCCACGUGGGCGCUGACGGCCGCUCACUGUGUGGACGGUAUGAGCCUCCUUCUGAUGACUUUCAGAGCCGGAUCGUCUAUCCGCGGAAGCGGUGGCACCGUCCUGAGGGCCUCCUCUGGCUACAUGCACGCAUCGUACGACAGCGACACGGUGGACUACGACGUUGCCGUCGUUCAGGUGUCUGGAUCCCUGCUCGGUACGAACGCCCAGGCCGUCAGCCUCCCGUCCGACGGCUACGACCCCGCCGGAGGCCUGGCCGUGACCGUCACUGGCUGGGGAUCCACGUACACGAACGGCCCGGCCCCGAGCAACCUGCAGAAGCUGGACAUCAGCAUCGUGGCGCGCUCCACCUGCCAGAGCAUCUUCGCCAACGUGAACACCGUGACGGCCCGCAUGGUGUGCGCCGGCAGCGCGGGCCAGAGCGUGUGCAGCGGAGACUCGGGCGGCCCCCUGGUCAGCGGCAGCACGCAGGUGGGCAUCGUCUCCUGGGGGGUCAGCCCCUGCGAGGCCAGCCCCGGCGUCUACGCCAACGUUGAUUCCCUCCAAAAAUUGAGUAUUGACAGAAAGUUCCUCAAAGGCUACAGAAGCAGUAGCAGUAGCAACACCUACCUCACCGACAGUAUCGGGGGAAAUGUGAAGAGGAUCUUCCAGUGCCGUGCACAAUUUGUCUCCAAGUUCUACGACACCACUACGAAUAGAACUGCUCUUAAUCCUGACAACAUAUUCGAGGCGAUCCCUUUUGAGGUUGCUGGAGUUGCUGUUGCUAUAGCUGCAACAGUUGAAACAACUGCUGUUGAGCCAGUUGUUGCUGGUGAAACUGCAGUUGAUGAUGGUGGUGCAGAAGCUGCUGUGCGGGGCAAUGCUGUAGCUCCUGCUAUUGAUGGUGUAGGAGAAGCUGUGUUUCCUGGAGUUGUAAUUCACUUUGCUGGAUCUCACCGUGGUUGUCGGACAUCGGCAGCAACGGAGCGUCUUAUAUAUAGUGUGCGGCGCCAGCAGCCUGCAGCCACGGCCUCCAGAAUGCAGCGCCUCGCCCUCUUGUUCGUGUGUCUGCUCGGCUCUGCCGUAGCCUUGCCGGCCCGCACCAGGCUCUGGAGCAGGGGCAACAGCCGCAUCAUCGGAGGAAGCAACGCCAACAUCGCCAACUACCCGUGGCAGCUGUCCUUCCAGUAUGGCGGUUCGCACAUCUGCGGAGCCUCCAUCAUCAGCUCCACGUGGGCGCUGACGGCCGCUCACUGUGUGGACGGUAUGAGCCUCCUGCUGAUGACUUUCAGAGCCGGAUCGUCUAUUCGUGGAAGCGGUGGCACCGUCCUGAGGGCCUCCUCUGGCUACAUGCACGCAUCGUACGACAGCGACACGGUGGACUACGACAUUGCCGUCGUUCAGGUGUCUGGAUCCCUGCUCGGUACGAACGCCCAGGCCGUCAGCCUCCCAUCCGACGGCUACGACCCCGCCGGAGGCCUGGCCGUGACCGUCACUGGCUGGGGAUCCACGUACACGAACGGCCCGGCCCCGAGCAACCUGCAGAAGCUGGACAUCAGCAUCGUGGCGCGCUCCACCUGCCAGAGCAUCUUCGCCAACGUGAACACCGUGACGGCCCGCAUGGUGUGCGCCGGCAGCGCGGGCCAGAGCGUGUGCAGCGGAGACUCGGGCGGCCCCCUGGUCAGCGGCAGCACGCAGGUGGGCAUCGUCUCCUGGGGGGUCAGCCCCUGUGAGGCCAGCCCCGGCGUCUACGCCAACGUCGGAAACCUGCGCUCCUGGAUCCGCUCUGCAGCAGGUGUCUAA
Molecule: messenger RNA, 2100 nt
Organism: Schistocerca serialis cubense
Lineage: Eukaryota; Metazoa; Arthropoda; Insecta; Orthoptera; Acrididae
Exons: 7
Coding region: 1-2100 (699 amino acids)
Biological process (GO): proteolysis
Molecular function (GO): serine-type endopeptidase activity
Source: RefSeq, a predicted model, not a curated record